AUGUCGAGCUCAAUGUCAUCAGCGAGCUCGUCAAGCUCUCGCUCCUCUUUUGACGGCCCGUCAACUCCACCUGACACAGUGCACUCACUGCCCAACUCGCUGAAAGCCGCCCGACAAGAAGCUGGUAUAGAUGCCGAGCAGCCAUUGUGGAAGAAGCGACACACCUUCUUUCCUCUUGAACGACAGGAGCGCUACUCUGCACCCACCGAUAAGGGCUUCGUUGCACCAGAGUUGACCGAGCUUGUCGCACCCAACAUCGAGUCGUUCAAUGCACUCUGGGCCGAAGACCCAUCUCUUGACCCACCACAAGGUGCAACCAUUGCUGGCUUCCACAAUGAAGGUACAGGAUUGCUCGAAAAGUCGUUGGGACGCUUGCCACCACGUAUCGUCUUUGAUGGUCAAGGUGAUGCCAACCACGGCCUCGGCAACCGCAUCACACUUCGCAUGGACAGCGUCAACCUCUCAAAGCCUCUCGUCAACGACCGCGCCAAGGGGGUCCGAGAGCGCAGAGUCUUUCCCACCGAGGCAAGAGAGCGUCUCUUUACAUAUACCGGAAAGCUUACUGCACGCCUCUGUUGGAGUGUCAACGGUGAUCCCGAACAGAGCGAGAUCGUAGCGCUUGGCAACUGUCCCGUACUCGUCAGGUCGAAUCGUUGCAACCUGAGAGGCAUGUCGUCACGCGAGCUCGUUGCGCAUCAUGAAGAGGCCAACGAGUUCGGUGGUUACUUCCUUGUCAACGGUAACGAGAGGCUCAUUCGAUAUCUCAUCGUAGCCAAGGCCAACAGUCCUCAAGCAAUCGAGCGACCCAGUUUCGAAAAGCGCGGCCCAAGCUACUCGAACAAAGCUAUCGUGAUCCGAUGUCUGCACAAGGAGGACUUGAUCAGCGUCACCAACGCCGUCCACUACCUGCACAACGGUGGUCUCACAUUACGAUUCAGUUGGAGAAAGCAAGAAUACAUGGUACCCGUCGUCAUGGUGCUCAAGGCGCUAGUUGACGCUACCGACAAGGAGAUCUUCGCCUCCAUCGUUCAGGGCGACUUCGAGAACACUUUCCUCACAGACCGUGUCGAGUUGCUUCUCCGCAACUUCAAGCAGUACAGUCUUUGGUCUGGGCACCAAUGUCUCGAGUACCUCGGCUCCAAGUUCCGUGUCGUGCUCGGCUGCCCCGAGGACUGGACCGAUGCGCAGGUCGGAAGCGAGCUCAUCCACCGCAUCUUCCUCGUCCACCUUGACAGUCCACGCGAAAAGUACAAGAUGCUCAUCUUCAUGGUUCAAAAACUCUACUCGCUCGUUGCUGGCGAAUCGUGCGCCGACAACGCUGAUUCUCCCCAACACCACGAGAUCCUCAUGCCUGGUUUCCUCGUCGGUCAGAUCAUCAAGGAGCGCAUCGACGAGGCCGUUGGCAACAUCCGCUCUCAAAUCGCCCGCGAUGUUCGCAUGAAGCUUAAGGGUGUCGACUUCUACGACUCAAGGUACAUCAAGAAGACCAUCGCCAAGGUCAACAUCGACAUCGGUGUCAAGAUCGCAUCGUUUCUUGCCACUGGUAACUUGUCAUCACCGUCGGGUCUCGAUUUGCAACAGACCUCUGGUUUCACUAUCAUGGCCGAGAAGCUCAACUUUGCGCGUUACCUCGCCCAUUUCCGUUCCGUUCACCGUGGAGCUUUCUUCGCCGAGCUCAAGACAACAUCAGUGCGAAAGCUGCUGCCUGAAGCAUGGGGUUUCCUUUGCCCAGUACACACACCAGAUGGUUCGCCAUGUGGUCUGUUGAACCACUUUUCGCACACUUGCAGAAUGACAACGCGCCAGCCAGGUGUCUCGCAUAUCCACGCCUUGCUUUCGGGUCUCGGCAUGACUGAGGCUGCGUUCGCUGUCGGUGCUGUUGGCGCUGUAGGCCAGAAGCAUGCUGGCGUGCGCGACAACAUCGUCGUCGUUCAGCUCGAUGGUGCCGUCCUCGGUUACACCACGCCUGCGCUUGCCAAGCACAUGGCUACUGCUCUCCGUAUCUGGAAGACCGAGGGCUUACACCACGUGCCUCUUGAUCUCGAGAUCGGCUUCGUCCCCACCUCGCGUGCUGGUCAGUACCCGGGUCUCUACCUCUUCUCGAGCCGGGCACGUAUGAUGCGUCCCGUACGAUUGCUUCACAACAAUAAGAUCGACAUGGUUGGUCCUUUCGAGCAGGUCUACCUUGACAUUGCCUGUGACCCUGCCGAGAUCGUGCCUGGUGUGUCGACUCACGUCGAGUUGGCUCCCACAUCGAUUCUUUCAGUACUUGCCAACUUGACACCGUUUUCUGACUACAACCAGUCGCCACGUAACUGUUACCAAGCACAGAUGAUGAAGCAGACCAUGGGUACCGCCUCGACCGCAGUCGGCAGGAGGACGGACAACAAGCUGUACCGUAUCCAGACGCCGCAGACACCCGUUGUCAGGCCAGAGCUCUACAACAAGUACGCUUUCGACGACUACCCUAACGGUACCAACGCCAUCGUCGCCGUUAUCUCCUACACAGGCUACGAUAUGGAAGAUGCCAUGAUCUUGAACAAGAGCGCUCACGAGCGUGGUUUCGGUUACGGUACCGUCUACAAGUCCGAGACGAUCGACCUUCGCGAUCUCAAGGGCAAGUCGAGCUCGAGCGUGCCCACCUUACACUUUGGUUUCGCACCCAAUUACAAGGCCUCCGAAGCGCAGCGCAACAUUCUCGAUCAGGAUGGCUUGCCUUAUGUCGGCCAGAAGGUGCUUGCAGGUGAACCAAUCUGCGCAUACUGGGACGAAGUCAGCGGCAAAACUCAGUUCAAGAAGUUCAAGGGUGACGAAUACGCCUACGUCGACACUGUCCGUUUGCUUGGCUCGGACGCUGGUAUGGGUGGAGGCGACGGUGAGUGCCAGAAGGUUCAGAUCAUGUUGCGAAUUACACGUUCGCCUGUGAUCGGUGAUAAGUUCUCCUCGCGACACGGUCAGAAGGGUGUCUGUUCGCAGAAGUGGCCUGCUGUUGACAUGCCAUUCUCCGAGAGUGGUAUGCAGCCCGAUGUGAUUAUCAACCCACACGCUUUCCCUUCGCGUAUGACGAUCGGCAUGUUAAUCGAGUCGAUUGCGGGCAAAGCGGGUGCCAUGCAUGGUAUCGCCCAGGACUCAACGCCUUUCACCUUUAGCGAAGACUACACCCCCACCGAGUUCUUUGGCGAGCAACUCAAGGCAGCCGGCUACAACCACGUCGGCAACGAACCUAUGUACUCGGGUAUCACAGGUCAAGAGCUGCGUGCAGACAUUUACCUCGGCGUUGUCUACUACCAGCGAUUGAGGCACAUGGUCAAUGACAAGUUCCAGGUGCGAACCACUGGUCCCGUUCACGCAUUGACAAGACAGCCCAUCAAGGGUAGGAAACGAGCCGGUGGUAUUCGUUUCGGUGAGAUGGAACGUGAUGCUUUGCUGGCACACGGAACAUCCUACAUGCUGCAAGACCGACUCAUGAAUUGUUCGGACUACUCAACCUCCUACGUCUGCCGAACCUGCGGUUCAUUGCUCUCUGUCGGGUUCGACAACAGCCAAUCUCAGUCCAACGGCGGCGGAGCCAUCACGACCAUCGACAUUACCACUCAGGGCACAACACCGAUCUUGGGUCCCAACGGAGAGUAUUGUCGUGUCUGCAGGGCUGAAGAUGAAGUUCGUCGUCAGCAAGGUCUUGAGCCUUUGCGAGGCAAAAGAAUGCCUGUGGGUGGUGUCGAGGGCUACAUUGGUAUCUCGCAAUCGAACGUGAUCAACAACGUCACUGGCGGUGAUUUGGAUGUUGUUGCCGUGCCAUACGUGCUCAAGUAUCUGGUGGCAGAGUUGGCAGCGAUGGGUAUCAAGAUGAGCUUUGGGGUUUCGCCUUAG
Molecule: messenger RNA, 3870 nt
Organism: Ustilago hordei
Lineage: Eukaryota; Fungi; Basidiomycota; Ustilaginomycetes; Ustilaginales; Ustilaginaceae
Product: putative RPA135 - DNA-directed RNA polymerase I, 135 KD subunit
Exons: 1
Coding region: 1-3870 (1289 amino acids)
Biological process (GO): DNA-templated transcription
Cellular component (GO): nucleus; RNA polymerase I complex
Molecular function (GO): DNA binding; ribonucleoside binding; DNA-directed RNA polymerase activity
Source: RefSeq, a predicted model, not a curated record